UAAUUAGUUGAAGAUUGGCAUUGAAGAAGGCUGAAAAGCUCCAUCAUGGGAAGUGCCUCCAUGCUAGCCUCUGUUGCCAUGAGAAGGCUUGAAGGUAAGGCGGCUCUGAUCACAGGCGGCGCAAGUGGAAUUGGUGAGUGUACUGCAAGGCUCUUCUCUCAGCUCGGAGCUAAAGUGGUGAUCGCUGAUAUCCAAGAUGACUUGGGUCACUCCGUUUCCAAAAGCAUCACAGAUUCUUCAUCUUCUUCUUCUGCCACCUACGUCCAUUGCGACGUCACAAAGGAAAAGGACAUCGAAAACGCAGUGGACACUGCGGUUUCGAAGUACGGCAAGCUUGACAUCAUGUUCAACAAUGCUGGUAUCGUCGGUGUCAACAAAACCAGCAUCCUCGAAAACCACAAAUCCGAAUUCGAGGAGGUGAUUAACGUGAAUCUGAUUGGUGUUUUUCUGGGGACCAAGCAUGCAGCGAGGGUGAUGGUCCCCGCACGACGCGGCAGCAUUUUAUCAACGGCUAGUGUUUGUGGCUGUAUCGGCGGGGUGGCUUCACAUGCGUACACGAGCUCGAAGCAUGCAGUGGUGGGCCUGACGAGGAACACCGCCGUGGAGCUCGGACGGUUUGGGAUUCGGGUGAACUGUGUCUCGCCGUACGUGGUGGCGACACCGUUGGCCAAGGAUUUCUUCAGGCUUGAUGAUGAGGGAGUCCAUGGGGUUUAUUCUAACCUUAAAGGUGCAAAGCUUGAACCUCAAGAUGUGGCUGAGGCGGCACUGUACUUGGCAAGCGACCAGUCUAAAUAUGUGAGUGGCUAUAAUCUUGUGGUCGAUGGAGGAUUCACAAUCACAAAUCCUGGCUUCACUGUUUUUGGGGGAUAAAGAGUGAAUUCACUGUCACGAAAAUCUGAGUUAUGUUUUGGGAGAUUUGUGUGGGUUUUUCCUCUCCGUCUUUGUCCGAUUUGAUCACUUUCAGUGUGCGCUUUUGGAUUUGAUGGAUGUUCUAUUUGUAAUAAACUAAUCUAU
This is a messenger RNA of Neltuma alba, 1014 nucleotides long. Its product is annotated as secoisolariciresinol dehydrogenase-like. Gene Ontology annotation, molecular function: oxidoreductase activity, acting on the CH-OH group of donors, NAD or NADP as acceptor. The record is from RefSeq and is a predicted model, not a curated record. The transcript has 2 exons. Lineage: Eukaryota; Viridiplantae; Streptophyta; Magnoliopsida; Fabales; Fabaceae. Bases 46 to 870 code for a protein of 274 amino acids.